Messenger RNA from Auxenochlorella protothecoides, 174 nucleotides. RefSeq lists its product as hypothetical. Bases 1 to 174 code for a protein of 57 amino acids. Lineage: Eukaryota; Viridiplantae; Chlorophyta; Trebouxiophyceae; Chlorellales; Chlorellaceae. The transcript has a single exon. The record is from RefSeq and is a predicted model, not a curated record.
AUGGCCCCAUGUGGGGGGUUCUCGACCCCUCCCAUCAGCGCCUUGCGCCUGAUGCACGCCAGGCAGGAAGCCGUCUGCAUCGUGGUCACCCUCAGACCGGUAGACCCCCGGCGGGUGCUAUCCGAUUCAGCACCUGCAGCGACACGCAGCAAACCGGGGGCUCAGCCAGCCUGA